UGAUAAGAACAUGCCAUUUUGAGUAACAUUCCAUGGCAUCGACCUCAGCCUCGCACUCACCCAAAUGGUCUGCCCAAGAAAACAAGGCAUUCGAGAAGGCGCUGGCUGUUUUUGACCAAGAUACCCCUAACCGUUGGGUUAACGUUGCCCGGGCUGUUGGGGGGCGGAUGCCAGAGGAGGUGAAGAGGCAUUACGACAUCCUCAUUGAGGAUAUCAAAUACAUUGACAGCGGGAAGGUCCCGUUUCCCAAGUACCGCACCACUAGAUCAACAAAAUUUAUGGAAUCCUGAAGACAUGGAAUGGAAGAUGGCAACAUAUUAAUUGGAGCAAUUAUAUAUGUAAUUUAAUUUUAUUAAUGUAUUGCUGCAGUAAUGUAAGGAGCAUGUAGGAGAU
Messenger RNA from Salvia hispanica, 393 nucleotides. RefSeq names its product transcription factor RADIALIS-like. Lineage: Eukaryota; Viridiplantae; Streptophyta; Magnoliopsida; Lamiales; Lamiaceae. The record is from RefSeq and is a predicted model, not a curated record. Gene Ontology annotation, molecular function: DNA-binding transcription factor activity.